This is a messenger RNA of Oppia nitens, 2252 nucleotides long. It is a transcript of the gene Invadolysin, whose product is annotated as leishmanolysin-like peptidase. Gene Ontology annotation, molecular function: metalloendopeptidase activity. The transcript is spliced from 11 exons. The record is from RefSeq and is a predicted model, not a curated record. Bases 119 to 2185 code for a protein of 688 amino acids. Gene Ontology annotation, cellular component: membrane; cytoplasm. Gene Ontology annotation, biological process: cell adhesion; proteolysis. Lineage: Eukaryota; Metazoa; Arthropoda; Arachnida; Sarcoptiformes; Oppiidae.
UAACACAAGUCAGUCAAUACAGUCUAUGAGUCAAUGAGUCUGUUAUUAGUUGAUUGACUGACAGUUAGUUUAAUGUAUGAGUUGUUUGUAAACAUGAAUCAAAUGAUUGACAUUUGAAAUGUUAUAUCACUUAAUGGUAUCUAUAGUUGUGAUACACAUUGUAGACAAUCAUCAACUGUCACUUGUGGCACAUCCAACACAUCCAACACAUCCAACAUAUCCAACAUAUCCAUCACAUCGUCUCUGUUCACAUGAACCGCCGUCACCUCAUGAGGUUAGCCAUAUUCAUCUGGAGGACAGGCAUGUAAUCCAUAAGCGCAAUACAGACCAACCGUUACGGAUCAAAGUCUUCUACGACUCGAGUGUCCGAAGGAUUCCUAUCGAGAAGUUUAUGAUUAUUAAUAACACAGUUCUACCUCAAGCUCUUGACUAUUGGCAGAAAGCAUUGAAUGUGAAACCACUUCACGUCCCAAUUAGACUCAAUCGCAAAUGUCCCAACAAUCAGGCAUUCUUUCCCAACUCAGAUCCUCCUCAUCAGUACUGUGUUGACAGAUGUGAAAACAUUACUACUUGUGGUGAAGUGAUUGUUCCAGAAGAUCACUUAGAGGUUUGUCGCGUUUGUGAUAUUAACGGAAGAAAAUGUAAAAUAUUUAGCGAAAAUAACAAUUGGCCUGAAAUUGGAAACGGCAUUAAAGAUACUGAUUUUGUUUUCUAUGUGUCUGCUAUGCAGACAGAUAGGUGUAAUAAAGGACAUACUGUUGCUUAUGCGGCUCAUUGUCAACAAGAAGCAGCUCUCGACAGACCAAUUGCUGGUCACGCAAAUCUAUGUCCAAAUUCAAUAUCAACAAAACCACAGGAUUUGGAAACAUUAUUAUCAACUGUAAAACAUGAGAUUCUUCAUGCGUUAGGGUUUUCAGUCUCUCUUUACGCAUAUUUUCGCGACAAAAAUGGCGAACCUUUAAGUUCUCGAGGAAGAAAUGGCAAACCUGUGAUUAGCCGUAACCUAAAAGCUCCGCAAUGGAGUGAUAAUAUAAUUAGACAAAUAGAUAGACUCGAUUGGAAAGUUCGUAACGGAUCUGUUAGAAAAACUAUUCAUAUGAUUGUUACGCCUAAAGUUGUUGAAGAAGUUCGCAAACAUUUCAAUUGUUCUGAACUCGAAGGGGCAGAACUUGAAGAUCAGGGCGAAGAUGGCACUCAUUUGACUCAUUGGGAAAAAAGAGUUUUUGAAAAUGAAGCCAUGACUGGAACUCAUACACAAAAUCCCGUUUAUUCUCGAAUUACUUUAGCUCUUAUGGAAGAUACCGGUUGGUACAUCCCUAACUAUGAUAUGGCCCAACCACUGGAAUGGGGCAAAAAUCUUGGCUGUGAUUUUGCUCAGAAAAGUUGCAAACAUUGGAUUGACUUUAGACGCUCCAGAGGUGAUAGUAUUCAUCCAUUUUGUGAUAAAGUCAAGAGAGAUCCGUUAGAAACGGAGUGCACCGAUAAUAGAGAUGCUGUGGCGUUAUGUAAUCUAAUGGAAUAUUCAUCAGAUUUAUUGCCUAAAUUCCAAAAUUUUGAUUACAUUCCCAGUGUUAUCAAUCGAGAUGACACUUCAAGAUAUGGCGGUUCCGUAAAUUUAGCAGAUUUUUGUCCCUAUAUACAGGAGUUUACCUGGAAAUUGAAUGAUGUGGUGGUUCGCGGAUCCAAAUGUCUAUACCAAGAGAAUAAUCCAAUACCUGAUAAAAAUUUUGCGCUCGAAUAUUAUGGUUCAAACUCCAAGUGCUUCAAUCAUAACCACCAAAUGUGGGAAGAGAGGAACUGUCAUCAGGUUAGACAAUGGCAGCACUGGGGCAGUGGUUGCUAUAAAUAUAAAUGCGAUGACGGCUUAUUACAUGUGCUGAUAUUAAACCAAACAUAUACCUGUUAUUAUGCCAAUCAACCACUCAAAGUACAACUCUAUGCAAAUGAUUGGCUGCAUAUCGGGACUAUUAUAUGUCCUCCUUGUCAACAGGUUUGUCAGCAAUGUACUUCUGAAAUGACUACUAAUGAGAUUCGUAAGAUUGAGAAGAAUAUAAAAUCAUAUAAAAGACAUUAUUUAAAGUGUUGUAGUGAUCGACUAAAUACGCCAAAUGAUAUAUCUGUGAUUUGUUUAAUAGUAUUAAGUUUUAUAAUCCAUGUUCACAAUCAAAGUCGACCAAUAAUUUGAUUGUUUUUAUAUCAUAUAAAUGUUAUUUUAAUGUUUUUUGUUAUUUAAAUCAAAUAAUUAUUUAAAU